AUGAAAAUCUUUACAAUUCGUUCAGACGAAAGUCUUGAAAAAACUCUAAAUGACUUUCAAACUCAAAUAAACAAAUACUACUGGGAAUUUCAAGAAAAAUACCACUCUUUACUAAAUGGAACAUACUAUCUAAAACUAGAAUACGACAAGAUGAACUCCACCGUUUCAUUUCAAAAGAUUGAAAUUAACCCUCCAAGAGAUACAGAGUUUUUAUAUUGGGGAGUAGACAGACGUUCUUGGGCACAAUUUCUUCGGUUACUAAACCAGAACGAACCAUUACCACCAGAUGGUCCAUUUAAAUUUAUACUUCCACCAGCAGAUUUGACAGUUUAUAGAAACGUGUUUGACCCUCAAAAUGUCAUGUGUCAUGCAAGUUUCAGUUCAAGCAACAACAGUUUUCUUUGUAUUGGUAAGGACUUUUAUGACUUUGCUUCUAAAUUCUACGAACCACCUAGUAACAGUUUCUCUGACUUUCAAGUUUGGUUCACAACAAAUGGCGUGCAGCAUAUAAUACCAUUGUACUAUGACUUUUAUCUCGAAUUGUCUUUCAUAUACAACUACGGAAAAGUGCUGAAAAAGUAUUGA
Trichomonas vaginalis G3 is the source of this 585-nucleotide messenger RNA. RefSeq lists its product as uncharacterized. The record is from RefSeq and is a predicted model, not a curated record. Bases 1 to 585 code for a protein of 194 amino acids. Lineage: Eukaryota; Parabasalia; Trichomonadida; Trichomonadidae. The transcript has a single exon.